CAAUCCCCCGCGGCCCUCCACAUUCGGAUCGUCUGCGUUGAGUGUCAAACCCAAGAUGGCACUUCACAGGUUAUUCCAGCUGUCCUCCGUGCUGCGCUCCGCGGUGAGCCUGACCCUGCGCAGGAACAUCGGCAUCUCUGCUGUCCUCUUCAACCGGGCCAAGGAGCUCGACCCCGUCCAGAAACUGUUCCUGGACAAGAUCCGCGACUACAGCAACAAGAGCAAGGCUGCAGGUGGCGUGGUGGAGGCAGGACCCUCCUACCAGAAGAGCCUGUCUGAGGAGGUCACCAAGCUGCAGCGGCUAUACGGAGGAGGUGACCUCACCAAGUUCCCCGAUUUCAAGUUCUCAGAGCCCAAGUUUGACGAAGGAGCCAAGUGAAUGCUGUCCAUGUUGUUUAUCUCCUUCAUGUCACCAUUAUAUUGUAUUUAAUAAAAAGAGUUACGGCUCUCGGGGAC
Molecule: messenger RNA, 456 nt
Organism: Chelmon rostratus (copperband butterflyfish)
Lineage: Eukaryota; Metazoa; Chordata; Actinopteri; Chaetodontiformes; Chaetodontidae
Gene: atp5pf
Product: ATP synthase peripheral stalk subunit F6
Exons: 5
Coding region: 56-379 (107 amino acids)
Biological process (GO): proton motive force-driven ATP synthesis
Molecular function (GO): proton transmembrane transporter activity
Source: RefSeq, a predicted model, not a curated record